CCCACCCCAGCUUUAGAUGUCCCCAGUGUCCCUGAAGUCAGCACUGAAGUCAGCACUCAAGUCAGCAGUCAGCACCCCGAGCAGGCACAACUCCGCACUAGUAAGCAGGAGGUUGAGGGACAAAUGCCUGUUGUGGAGUCAGCAGUCAGCACUCCAGUCAGCCAAUCAGCACUAGUCAGACAGGAUGCUGACUUGGACACUCACUCAGCAGCUGACUCUCGUGCUGACAGACACCCGGUGACAGCUCAAGCAAGUCAGGAUUUAGUCUUAAUACGUCCUGACAGCGCUGACUUUUCCAGGAGUCAGCACUCAGCACUCAGCACUGCCACAGAAGCCUUAUCAUUGCCAGAAAUACCUCACUCAGCACCUGUCAGCGUGGAGGGUCGCGUCAGCAUAUCAGAAGCUCAAAGAAUUGUCAGCAGUAGUCAGCAGUCACUCAGCUACGCACAGGAGCAAGUCAGCACUCCUCAGCAGGCGCUACCUCAGUUUAGGACAUCGUCAGCACCUCCCAUACAAGUGCUAACGCGAAGUGCUGACUAUACGCCAAUGCUGAUUCGCCCCGUGCUGCAAACAGGAAGUGAGGAACAAUUGCUGACGGAUUUUGCGGGUGAAGUCAGCACUCAGCAGCCAGAAGUCAGCACUCAGCAGCCAGAAGUCAGCGCUCAGCAGCCAUAUGACAGCGCUCAACAGCCAGAAGUCAGCACUCAGCAGCCAGAUAAAGUCAGCGUUCAGCAGCCAGAAGUCAGCAGUCAGCAUCCAGAAGAAGUCAGCGCUCAGCAGCCAUAUGACAGCGCUCAGCACCCAGAUGAAGUCAGCGCUCAGUUACCAGAAGUCAGCGCUCAGCAACCAGAAGUCAGCAGUCAGCAUCCAGAAGAAGUCAGCGCUCAGCAGCCAUAUGACAGCGCUCAACAGCCAGAUGAAGUCAGCGCUCAGUUACCAGAAGUCAGCGCUCAGCAACCAGAAGUCAGCGCUCAGCAAUCAGAAGUCAGCGCUCAGCAAUCAGAAGUCAGCGCUCAGCAAUCAGAAGAAGUCAGCGCUCAGCAAUCAGAAGAAGUCAGCGCUCAGCAAUCAGAAGUCAGCGCUCAGCAAUCAGAAGAAGUCAGCGCUCAGCAAUCAGAAGUCAGCGCUCAGCAAUCAGAAGGAGUCAGCACUCAGCAGCCAGAAGUCAUCACUCGACAGCCAGAAGUCAGCACUCGACAGCCAGAAGUCAGCGCUCAACAGCCAGAAGAAGUCAGCGCUCAGCAAUCAGAAGUCAGCACUCAGCAAUCAGAAGAAGUCAGCGCUCAGCAGCCAGAAAUGAGCACUCAGCAGCCUGAAGUCACCACUCGACAGCCAAAAGUCAGCACUCAGCAGCCUGAAGUCAGCGCUCGGCAGCCAGUUGAAGCCAGCGCUCAGCAGCCAGAAGUCAGCACUCAGCAGCCUGAAGUCAGCACUCGGCAGCCAGUUGAAGCCAGCGCUCAGCAGCCAGAAGUCAGCACUCAGCAGCCUGAAGUCAGCGCUCGGCAGCCAGUUGAAGCCAGCGCUCAGCAGCCAGAAGUCAGCACUCAGCAGCCUGAAGUCAGCACUCGGCAGCCAGAAAAAGUCAGCACUCAGCAGCCCAAAGUCAGCACUCAGCAGCUUGAAGUCAGCAUUCAGCAGCCUGAAGUCAGCACUCAACAACCAAAAGUCAGCACUCAACAGCCUGAAGUCAGUAGUCAGCACCCAGAAAAAGUCAAUGCUCAGCAGACCGAAAAAGUCAGCGCUCAGCAGCCAAUAGUCAGCAGUCAAGAAGAGGUGCUGACACAUGACGUAGUUGAAGUCAGCAUGCCUCAACCAGUGCUGACUCGAUUUGCCAGUGAAUCCACCAUACCACUGCCCGUGCUGACGCAGAUUGAUAAAGUCAGCACUUCCGAGGCCGUGCUGACACCCUCCCCAUCCCACGCCAGGAGUCAGCCACCAGUGCUGACGGGAGAGGCAAUAGAAAUCAGCCUCCCCCAGCCACGAGUCAUACAAGUCUGCAGUCAGCAACAUCAGGUGCUGACACACUCCAUCGGUGAAGUCAGCACUCCACAAACAGCGCUGACACAAUUUGCAAGUCAGAGCAGACCUCCACUACAGGUGCUGACGCAAGUUGAUACUGACGUCAGCAUUUCCCAAGGUAUGCUGACUUCCUUAUCCCAGCAGAUGCACGCUGAACAACCAGUGCUGACUAAAACUGUCGCGGAAGUCAGCCAAGCUCAGCCAAGAUUAAUUACAGAAGUCAGCAGUCAGCAAGAACCCUCAACACUCUCAGUGGAGGAAGUCAGCAGUCCAGCGGAACCUAUGCUGACUAGCGCUGAACAACAAGUCAGAGUCAGCAUCCAAACUCCAGUGCUGACGCCUUCCGUUAGUGAGGUCCGCACUCCACAAUCAGCGCUGACACAGUUUGCAAGUGACAGCCCGGCCCCUGUUGCAGUGCUGACGAGGGCUGACAGUAAAGACAGCACUGGCCAAAGAGUGCUGACGCCGACCACACACCUGACCCAGACAAUAAUUGAUGUGGAAGUCAGCACUCAGCACCCGGAACAAACACAGCAGCUGACAGAAACCAAAAGUCAGCAAUCAAGUCAGCCCCUAGCGGUGUGUGAAAGCAGCAGUAUGGGAGAAGAGAAAGCAGAACGAAUGGGGAAAGUCAGCAGUCAGCAGGCAAGAUCAGCAGAAAUCAGCAGUCAGCAACCAGCAGUUCAUGACACAAUUAGUCGGCAACCAACGCCAUCACAAGUCAGCAGCAGUCAGCAACUAACACUACCGGAAAUCAGUACUCAGCAGGCAACAUCAGCAGAAGUCAGCAGUCAGCAAAAAAUGCCAUAUGAAGUCAGCAGGCAGCAGUCAUUACAAUCAGAAGUCAGCAGUCAGCAACCAAUAUCACCAGAAAUAAGAAGUCAGCAGGCCACGUCAGCAGAAGUCAGCAGUCAGCAGAAAAUGCCGCUUGAAGUCAGCAGGCAAGAGGCAUUACCAUCAGAAGUCAGCAGUCAGCUUCUAACAUCACCAGAAGUCAGCACUCAGCAGGCAUUAUCAGAAGUCAGCAGUCAGCAAGCAAUAUCAGGAGUCAGCACUCAGCAAGCAACGCAAGCAGAAGUCAGCACUGAUCAGGAAUCAUUGUCAGAGCUCAGCAUUCAACAACCAAGGUCAGCGGCAGUCAGGAGUCAGCAGGAACCGUUGUCAGAAGUCAGCACUCAGCAAGCAACGCAAGCAGAAGUCAGCACUGAUCAGGAAUUAUUGUCAGAGCACAGCAUUCAACAACCAAAGUCAGCGGCAGUCAGGAGUCAGCAGGAACCGUUACCUGAAGUCAGCAGUCAGCAAGCAACAUCAGCAGAAGUCAGCACUGAUCAGGAAUCAUUGUCAGAAGUCAGCAUUCAACAACCAAGAUCAACGGGAGUCAGAAGUCAGCAAGGAUUGGUGUCAGGAGUCAGCACUCAGCAAGCAACGUCAGCAGAAGUCAGCACUGAUCAGGAAACACUGUCAGAACUCCGCAGUCAGCAACCAACGUCAACAGAAGUCAGGAGUCAGCAGGAAAAAUCAGAAGUCAAGAGUCAGCAACUAACGUCAGCAAAAGUCAGCAGUCCAGAAUCUCUGACAAUGGAGACAGCAGCUGAUCUAAGUACCCGUGAGCUAUUGUCAGCACACUCAGUAGUCAGCAGUCAGCAGGAAACGUUGACACCAGUCUUGAGUCAGCAAGCAACGUCAGCAGAAGUCAGCACGGAUCAGGAAACAUUGUCAGAACUCAGCAUUCAGCAACCAACGUCAGCAAAAGUCAGGAGUCAGCAGGAAGAAGUGUCUGAACUCAGCAUUCAGCAAGCAACGUCAGCAGAAGUCAGCACUGAUCAGGAAACAUUGUCGGAACUCAGUAGUCGGCAACCAACGUCAGCAAAAGUCAGAAGUCAGCAGGAAAAAGUAUCUGAAGUCAGCAGUCAGCAAGCAACGUCAGCAGAAGUCAGCACGGAUCAGGAAACAUUGUCAGAACUCAGCAGUCGGAAACCUACGUCAGCAGAAGUCAGGAGUCAGCAGGAAGAGGUGUCAGAAAUCAGCAGUCAGCCACUAAAGUCAGCAAAACUCAGCAGUUUAAAAUCUCUGACAAUGGAGACAGAAGUUGAUCUAAAUAUCCGUCAGCCAUUGUCAGCGCACUCAGUAGUCAGCACUCAGCAGAAAUCGUUGUCAACAUUCACCAUUCAGCAAGCAACGUCAGCAGAAGUCAGCACGGAUCAGGAAACAUUGUCAGAACUCAGCAGUCAGCAACCAACGUCAGCAAAAAUCAAAAUUCAGCAGGAAGAAGUGUCUGAAGUCAGCAUUCAGCAAGCAACGUCAGCAGAAGUCAGUAUGGAUCAGGAAACAUCAUCAGAGCUCAGCAUUCAGCAACCAACGUCAGCAAAAGUCAAGAGUCAGCAGGAAGAAGUGUCUGAAGUCAGCAUUCAGAAAGCAACGUCAGCAGAAGUCAGCAUGGAUCAGGAAACAUCAUCAGAGCUCAGCAUUCAGCAACCAAGAUUAGCAAAAGUCAAGACUCAGCAGGAAGAAGUCAGAAGUCAGUUACUAACGUCAGCACAAGUCAGCAGUCAGCAAUCCGUAACAAUGGAACCUGAAACUGAACUAGGUAUCCGUCAGCCAUUGCCAGCAGAGUCAGCACAGCAGGUCAGCAGGCACCAAGGAUUGCUGAUACACGGCGCAGAGGAAGUCAGCACUCCUCAGACAGUGUCAGCUCAGUUUGCGAGUGAAGGCGCGGUGUCAUCUCAAGUGCUGACGCGACUGGAGACCGAGGAAAGAGUGCUGACGCUUGCAUCAGCUACAGGUAGUCAGCAAUCCCUCGCCACUGAAUCAGCAGCACACGUCAGCACCUCAAAACCAGUGCUGACGUCAGUGAAGCAAGUCAGCAUACCACAGCAGCAGGACCAGAUACUGUCAGCCAUGGAAGUCAGCACCCCUCAGCAGCUACCAGUAAGUGAUGUCAGCUCACAACAGGGAGUGCUGACGGAGGCUCCAUCGAGAGUCAGCAGUCAGCACACACCAGGACUGACACAGGUUGUUGAACAGGCCAGAGAUCAGCAGGAAUCAGCGCUGAGUGACGCCACAAGUGAGAUCAGCACUCAUCAGCCAGAGUCAGCACGGGUUGUGGAGGGCGUCAGCAGUCAGCAGCGCCCAAAACAAGCACAGUUCUUGCAGGAAGUCAGCAGUCAGCAGGAACCUAAAAGAAUACAGACUGCACAGGACGUCAGCAGUCAGCAAGAGCCAGAACUAACACAGGGGUUGCAAGAAGUCAGCAAUCAGCAACUAGCAGAAGCCAUACAGCAGAGAGUCAGCACUCAGCAGGAGCCACAGGUGCUGACACAGACAGCACAGGGCGUCAGCGGUCAGCUUAAGCCAGAGCUGACCCUACCCAUACAAAGAGUCAGCAGUCAGCGCCUUUCAGAGCUGACGGAGACUGUUCAAGAAAUCAGCACUCCUCUACCGGCCCUACAAACACCGUCAGUAGGAGUCAGCACUCACCAAGGGACUUCAGAGAGACUUGGGAGAGAUCGACAACUUCUGACGGAAUCUGCUGACCUACUGGAAAGUCAGCAACCGAUGGAGAUGCAAGUGCUGACUCGACAACAACUCCUGACGCACUCCACCAGCGACGUCAGCACUCCAGAGGCGGUGCUAACUCAAUUUGCAAGUGAAUCCACAGCUCCAUUGCCAGUGCUGACGCAAGCUGACAGAGGAAUCAGCACCUCUCAAACAGUAACACCAACACAGCAGAUGAGUCAGCAACCAGUGCUGACGCGUGCUGAAGCGGAAGUCAGCAGUUUAGACCCAGAGCUGACACAGACAACGGUGCAAAUCAGCAGUCAGCACCCAGUUACUACCCAGGUACUUGAGGAAGUCAGAACUCAGCAUGUACUCAGCAGUAGUCAGUACUCAACAAUGCCUGGUAUGAGUAGUGCUGAGGCGGGAGUCAGCACCCAAGAACCUGUGCUGACUAAAGUGGAGAAGCUCAGCAGGGAAAAACAACCCUUGCUGACACACACCGCAGCUGAAGUCAGCGUCACCCAUCCAUUGCUGACUCAGUUUGCGAGUGUCAGCACCGCUCCGCUGCAGGUGCUGACGCAGUGUGAUAGUGAGGAUGACUCGUACUCGGAAGGGCUGACACCAGAAUCAUCUUUGUCAGCAGGCGAACCACCAGUGCUGACGGCGGGCUCUGCGGAAGUCAGCCAUCACCAGCCCGAAGCGGUGAGUCCCUUGGUGCAACUCAGCAGUCAGCAACCAGCACAAGUAAGACAAGUGGGAGAAGUCAGCAGUCAGCAGCAAUCAGCAACCCAUCAGUGGAGUGAAGUUCAGGAGUCAACAGUGGAGGAAUGUUCUGAAAUCAGCAUUGAUAAGCCUCCGAUGGUUCAGUCAGCGCAUGAAGUCAGCAGGCGCGUCAGCACCAUUCCUGAGCACAUGGUAGAAGUCAGCACUCCCCAGUUACCGCCGCAAGUCAGCCGUCAGCAGCUUCCUCAAGAACAGAUGCUGCAGGAAGUCAGCACUCCACCGACACAGCUUCCUGACCUUACUGCUGAAGUCAGCCCUCAAAAAUCGGAGCUGACAGAGAUGGAAAGAGUCAGCAGUCAGCAACAACCACUGCUGACACAGUCUACAGAAGUCAGCCCUCAAGAACGGGAGCUGACAGAGGGGAUAAAAGGAGUCAGCAGUCAGCAACAACCAGUGCUAACUGCUACCGGAGAAGUCAGCACUAUGCAGCCACAACCAGUGCUGACGCAGACCCAAGAACGUCAAGAAAGAGUGCUGACACAUUCCGUGGGUGAAGUCAGCACUCCGCAACCCGUGCUGACACAAUUUGCAAGUGAGAGUGCUGCUCCGUUACCAGUGCUGACACAGAUCGCUGACGUCAGCACUCCACGACCACUGCUGACGUCCGCAUCACCACAAAUCAGCACCAGUCAACCAGUGCUGACGGAGGAGGUGGAGAAAGUCAGCCACCAUCAGCCAACUGCGACUAGUCAGCAACAGUCAGCAGAUGUCAGCACUGAACACCAACCCUCAGCACAUAUGGCGAAGGAAGUCAGCCAUCAAUUGCUGACUCAAACCGCCGACCAGUUCAGCACUCAGCAGCCAGUUGAGAUCAGGGUUGAGGAGGAAGUCAGCAGUCAGCAGGAGUACCCAGAUAGCACGCAGAGUCAGCAGAAAGUCAGCACGCCACAAAAACUGCUGAAAGAAUCUAAAGAGCGAGUCAGCACUCAGCACGAAGAAUACACAGAUAGCACGCAGAGUCAGCAGGAAGUCAGCACACCUAGAACACUGCUGAAGGAGUCUGAAGAGCACGUCAGCAGUCAGCAGAUCCCACAAACACACGCAGUAGGUGAAGUCAGCACUCCAACAGAAGUGCUGACUAAAUUUGCAAGUCAGAGUCCUGCCCCGAUGCCAGUGCUGACUCGGGUUGAUAGAGACGUCAGCAAUUACCAGACAGAGCUGACGUCCUCUCAAGAAACAAGACGUCAGCACCAGCCACUGACGUCAGCAAUGGGGGAAAUCAGAACCGUCGACCCAGUCUUAACAGAAACCGUGGCCCAAGUCAGCACUCAGCACCCAAUUCAGACCCAGGUGCUAGAGGAAGUCAGCAGUCUAGAGUCAGCAACGUCAGACUCAGAAGAUGAGGUUAGUGAACUAGACUCACUUCCAAGUCAGCACCAGGAGGAGGUCAGCACCCCAGAUAUGGUGCUGACGCCUCUAACACACACCGUCAGCCAAGUCAGCACACACCAACCAGUGCUGACGCAGUUUGCCAGCUUCAGCACUGCUCCCUUGCCAGUGCUAACUCAGUGUGAGGAAGUCAGCAGCUCCCCAGAAAUGCUGACGCCCUCACCUCGUCUGACUAGCGAUCAGGAACCAGUGCUGACGCCGACUGAGGGGAAAGUGCUGACGCGUGCUGACGAAGGAAUCAAACAGCAUUUCGACACCACACAACCGGCGCCGGAAGUCAGCAGUCAGCUACGAGUGUCAGCAGAUGUCAGUAGUCAGCAGAUAGCGGUGCCACAUACAGCAGAAGUCAGCAGUCACCUACCAUCACUGUCACAACCAAGAGAAGUCAGCAGUCAGCCAUCAGUGUUCCCUCAGUCAGCAGAAGUCAGCAGUCUGCCACUAGAAUCAGCAGAAAUCAGCAGAUACUCAGCAACUUCCUCACGGGUGUUGGAGUCAGCAGUUAGUCAGCACGGUGUAGAGACGAUACCAAUGGAAGAAGUCAGCACCUUGGACCCUGUGCUGACGUCAAGGGGAGUCAGGAUACAACCAGCAGUGGGACAAGUCAGCAGUCAGCGGGCCCAGUUCACAGCCGCUGAGGGAGUCCUUGCUCAGCACUCAGCACCGAGUCAGCAAUCAAGUGUUCAGAGUCAGCAGUCACCACCUAGGGCCACGCUGAUCCAAAGUCGGAGUCAGGAUGGAGAGCUGACGCGAGUUACACAAGAAGUCAGCAGUCAGCAUGGAGAUCCAGUUCGUGUGGUGGCAAGUCAGCAAAGUCAGCAGUCAGCACUUACAGGUCAGCAACCAUCUCAAGCUUUACAAGGAAGAGUCAGCACCUCAGAGCAGAUGCUGACAAGGACUGUAGAAGACGUCAGCACUACCCAAGCACUGCUGACGCAUUCCGUGGGUGAAGUCAGCAUUCCACAACCAGUGCUGACUCAGUUUGCAAGUCAGCGCGCCGCCCCUUUACCAGUGCUGACCCAGGCUAGCACCGCCCAACAGACAGUGCUGACACCACUAACAACUACCAGACAACAGGUGCUGACUACUGCUGAACUCAGACAUCUCGAAGGUCAGCAACAGCAUGUGGAAAACCUCAGCACUCAGCAAGCAUUAUCAGCACCGGUCCUGGAGGAAGUCAGCACUCAGAGGGUAAAGUCAGCACUCGAAAUAGAGGAACACAGCCGUCAGCUCCGAGAAUCAGCAGCAGAACUCAGCACUCAGCACUCCAUGACAGCUCAACAAGUCAGCAGUCAGGAGGUAAUGUCAGCACUUCAAAUAGAACUCAGCCGUCAGCUCCGAGAUUCAGAAGCAAAACUCAGCACUCAGCACUUGGAGACAGCACAGCAAGUCAGCACUCAGCACUCAGCAGUUAUAAAAGCUCAGGAGAAAGCUAGAUUCCCAGAGCAAGUGCUGAGGGAAGCAGUGCAAGAAGUCAGCACUCCCCAACCAGUGCUGACUCAGUUUGCAAGUCAGACUCCUGCUGCCAUACGAGUGCUGACGGAGGCUGACACUACGGGCAGCUUCUCACCACGAGUGCUGACUUCGUCCACACAACAGGCUGAUCAGGAGCGAUUCAAACUUACAGGAUCAGCAGAACUCAGCACCCAUCUCCCCGAAGUCAGCAGUCAGCAGUCAGUGUCAGCUCAGCAGGAUGUGAAGGUCAGCAGUUCUUCAGGUUUUCCAUUACAGAUGCAAAGAAUAGUUGACGUUCACUCAGCAGAAGUCAGCAGUCAGCAUCCACCAGAGCCAGAGUCAGCAGAAGUCAGCAGUCAGCAACUAAUAGAGCCCAGGUUAGCAGAAAUCAGCAGUCAGCCACCAAUUAAGACUCAAAUAGCAGCACUCAGCAGUCAGCAACAAGUGGAGGCCGUGUCAGCAGAAGUCAGCAGUCAGCGUGCGGGGGUAUUGCAGUCCGCGGAGGAAGUCAGCACCCCUCACCCACUGCUGACUCGGUUUGCCAGUGAAGGCACCGUUCCAUCACCAGUGCUGACACAAGCUGACAGUGACCUCAGCAUGUUCCCGAGAGUGCUGACACCUCCAUCUGAGUUGCUGACUGGCCGACAAGAAGUGCUGACUACGGCGGAGACUGAAAUCACUGGUACUCUGUCAGCAGAUAAAUAUGUCAGCAUUGUCAGCAGUCAGCAUUCACUACCAGAGGAAGUCAGCACUGUACAGAGUGACUUACAUGCAUCAGGAGAGGUCAGCACUCAGCAACCACAGCGGGCGAGAGCCAUGCAGAGAGUCAGCACUCAGCAACAACCAGUGCUGACUCAUACAGUAGGUGAAGUCAACAUUCCACAACCCCUGCUGACUCAUUUUGCGAGUGAAACAUCAGCUCUGCGGCCAGUGCUGACUCGUGCUGACUCUCCCUCAGUGCUGACGCCUUCAGAACAGCAGGCAAGGAUCCCCCAACAAGUGCUGACGGCCCAUAGUGCAGAAGUCAGCAGUCAGCCACAAGAGGAAGCACUGCCCGUAGAUAUCAGAAGUCAGCAGAUGGUUAAAGUCCAGUCAGCAGUUGUCAGCAGUCAGCCGCCACUGGAUCAGCAAUCAGAAGUAGUCACCAGUCAAACAUCAGAUCUCCAGUCAACAGAAGUCAGCAGUCAGCAACCAUUGGCUCUUCACUCAGCAGAAGUCAGCAGUCAGCAACCACCGACUCUUCACUCAGCAGAAGUCAGCAGUCAGCAACCAUUGGCUCUUCACUCAGCAGAAAUCAGAAGUCAGCAACCACCGACUCUCCAUUCAGCAGAAAUCAGCAGUCAGCAACCAUUGGCUUUCCACUCAACAGAAGUCAGCAGUGAGCAGCCACCAACUUUCCACUCAGCAGAAGUCAGCAGUGAGCAACCACCAACUUUCCACUCAGCAGAAGUCAGCAGUCAGCAACCACUGACUCUCCAUUCAGCAGAAAUCUGCAGUCAGCAACCACUAGCUUUCCACUCAGCAGAAGUCAGCAGUCAGCAACCAUUUGCACUCCGUUCAGCAGAAGUCAGCGCUCAGCAAGAAGUAUCAGAGGGAACAGUUAGUCAGCAAGGUCUAAUUCCUCAAGAACAACGUAGCAUUCAGCAACAGAUACAGGAGAGAGGCAGCAUUCCCCAAGAAGUGCUGACACCGUGCCUGGAGGAGGUCAGCACGUUGAGACCAGUGCUGACCCGACCCGUACUUCAGGUAGCAAGAGAGGAACAAGUGCUGACGCAUGCUGAAGCAGAAGUCAGCACCCCACAGGCAGUGCUGACACAGUUUGCCAGUGAAGGCCCCACUCCUAUACCAGUGCUGACUCAGGCUGACGAUAGCGGCAGGAUUCCUCGAGCAGUGCUGACGCCCUCGGCACAGCUGACGGCCAGCCCCCAACGCCAGCUGACCAUGGCUGAGGAGGACGUCAGCAAUGUCAGCCAUCCGAUGCCAGGUGGCGUGCAGACUGUGGAACAAGUCAGCAGUCAGCAGGGUCCUAUGCUGAAAUACGCCCAAGCUGACGUCAGCACUCUACAAACAGCGCUGACGUCCCCACUGCUGACGGAGGAUGUUCAAGAAGUCAGCAUUCGACAAGCACUGCUGAGGCAACCCAUGGAGAGAGUCAGCAGUCAGCAGCAACAGAUUCCAGUAUACUCAGCAACCGAAGUCAGCAUUCCACAACCAAUGCUGACGCGGUUUGCAAGUGAGUCAGCUGCUCCUCUACCGGUGCUGACGCAGAUUGAUAGUAAAGUCAGCACGUCCCAGGCAGUGCUGACACCCGUCCCACAUCAGCAGAGUCAGCCUCCGAUGCUGACGGAGGGCACAGCACAAGUCAGCCACGCUCAGCCCCAGAUUGUAGAAGUCAGCACUCAGCAACAGUCAGCACCGAGUCAGACCAUCCAGGAAGUCAGCACUCAGCAACAACAGGUGCUGACACAUUCCAUAGGUGAAGUCAGCACUCAGCAACAAGCAGCACCGAGACAGAGCUUGCAGGAAGUCAGCACUCAGCAACAACAGGUGCUGACACAUUCCAUAAGUGAAGUCAGCACUCCACAAACAGUGCUGACUCAGUUUGCUAGUGAAGGACCCGCUCCCUGGCCGGUGCUGACACAAGCUGACAGUGACGUCAGCACCUACCAACCAGUGCUGACACCACGGCAAAGCAGCUCUCCACAUCCAGUGCUGAGGGAAGCAGUGAUGGCAGAGACUCAGCAUGGCCCAGUGCUGACUCAAGCGGAGGAGUACGUCAGCAGUCAGCAUCCAGGAGUGAUAAAACCUGUAGAAGUCAGCAGUCAGCAAUCACCUCAGGCACAGUUCGUCGUCAGGUUCAGCACGCCACGUCAGCAGUCAAUGGAGGAAGUCAGCAGUUUGUAUGACCCCUCACAAGCUGUAGUGAAAGUCAGCACUCAGCAGGAUCCCACAUCUCAGCCACUGGAAAGAGUCAGCAGUCAGCAGACACUCAGAUCAGACAUUGUGGAGCCUCUCAAAGUUCCCCCCACACAGCUGACACGUGCUGAGGAAAAAGUCAGCACUCAGCAGUCAGCAAUGAGUCAGCAAGUGGAGGAAUGUCAGCGUGGCCAGGAAGUGCUGACUCAACCUAUUGCUGACUCACACUUCCCACGAUUGGAGGUCAUCCGCGCCGCACACGAAGUCAGCACUCAACCAGAAAUGCUGACUCAGUUCGCCAGCGAGAGCGCAGCACCAUUACCAGUGCUGACGCGUGCUGACACCAGUGAUCAGACCCCCGGGAGAGUGCUGACGCUCCCCCCUCAGCAGACAGCCACUCAACCACCAGUGCUGACUCAAGGUUUGGCAGAGACCACCCAGCGUCAGCUCAGAGCGGCACAAACUGCGGAGCAAGUCAGCAGUCAGCAACCAUUGGCUCUUCACUCAACAGAAGUCAGCAGUCAGCAACCAUUGGCCUUACACUCAGCAGAAAUCAGCAGUCAGCAACCACCAACUUUCCACUCAGCAGAAAUCAGCAGUCAGCAACCAUUGGCACUCCGCUCAGCAGAAGUCAGGGUUCAGCAAGAAGUACUGGAGGAAAUAGUUAGUCAGCAAGCCCUGAUGCCUCAAGAACAGCUCAGUACUCAGCAACAGAUUCAGCAGAGAGUCAGCAUUCCCCAAGAAGUGCUGACACCGCGCAUGGAGGUAGUCAGCACGUUGAGACCAGUGCUGACUCGACCAAUACUUCAGGUAGGAAGAGAGGAACAAAUGCUGAGGCAUGCUGAAGGAGAAGUCAGCACCACGCAGCCCGGAAGCAUCUAUCAACCAGUCCCCUCACAUAUUUCUGAAGUCAGCGCUCAGCAAGUAGAGUCAGCACAUUCCUUGGAGAGCGUCACCCCUCUGCAUGCUGUCAGGGGACUCAGCGCCUCACGAGCAGUGCUGACGCCAUCCUUCCCAGUGGUACAAAGUCAGCAUCCAAUGUCGAUGGAGGCUGUCGAAGAGCUUACUCAGCCACAGGCGGUGCUGACUAAGGUUAUGGGUCACGUCAGCAGUCAGUAUGAAGAACAACCACCGACACGUGAAGUCAGCAGUCAGCAACCAGCUCAGCCACAGUUCGUGCAAAGAGUCAGCAGUCAGCAGUCAGUCCAGCCGCAAUGGGAAGAAGUCAGCACUCAGCAGAUAUCUCAGCCCCGGUCAGGACAAAUCAGCAGUCAGCAACCAGCUCCACCACAUUUAGUCCAAAGUGUCAGCACUCAGCAGGCAGUUCCGCCACAGUGGGAGGAAGUCAGCAGUCACCAAGAACAACACCCACGAUUGCAAGAAGUCAGCAGUCAGCAGAUAUUCCAGACACAAUUAGGAGAGGUCAGCACUCAGCAGAUUCCUCAGCCCCGGUCAGGACAAAUCAGCAGUCAGCAAGCAGUUCCAUCACAGUUGGUACAAAGAGUCAGCAGUCAGCAGUUAACUCAGCCACAAUGGGAGGAGGUCAGCACUCAGCAAGAACAAAGGCCACAACUGCAAGAAGUCAGCACUCAGCAAAUAUCUCAGCCACAAUUAGGACAAGUCAGCAGUCAGCAGCCAGUUCCACCACAUUUAGUGCCAAGAGUCAGCAGUCAGCAGGCAGUGCAGCCACAAUGGGAGGAAGUCAGCAGUCAGCAAGGAGCAAGACCACGAUUACAAGAAGUCAGCACUCAGCAAAUCUACCAGCAACAAUUAGAAGAAGUCAGCAGUCAGCAGAUAUCUCAGCCUCAGCCAGGACAAGUCAGCAGUCAGCAAUCACAGUUAGUGCAAAGAGUCAGCAGUCAGCAGGUAGUUCAGCCACAGUGGGAGGAAGUCAGCAGUCAGCAAGAACAAAGGCCACGAUUACAAGGAGUCAGCACUCAGCAAAUAUCGCAACCUCAAAUAGAAGUCAGCAGUCAGCAACCAGUCCCAUCACAGUUAGUGCAAAGAGUCAGCAGUCAGCAGGCAAUCCAGCCACAAUGGGAGGAAGUCAGCAGUAAGCAAGAACCAAGGAUCCGAUUACAAGAAGUCAGCACUCAGCAAAUCUACCAGCCACAAUUAGGACAGAUCAGCAGUCAGCAACCACUUCCAUCACAAUUGGUGCAUAGAGUCAGCAGUCAGCAGGCAGUCCAGCCACAAUGGGAGGAAGUCAGCAGUCAGCAAGAACCACAACCACAGAGAGUCAGCACUCAGCAAAUAUUCCACCCUCAGCCAGGACAAGUCAGCAGUCAGCAGCUAUUCCAGCCUCAACCAGGACAAGUCACCACUCAGCAACCAGUUCCAUCACAGCUGGUGCAAAAAGUCAGCAGUCAGCAGGCAGUCCAGCUACAAUGGGAGGAGGUCAGCAGUCAGCAAGAACAAAGGCCACGGUUGCAAGAAGUCAGCACGCAGCAAAUUUACCAGCCACAAUUGGGAGAAGUCAGCAGUCAGCAGAUAUCUCCGCCAGGACAAGUCAGCAGUCAGCAACCAGCUCCACCACAGUUAGUGCAAGGCUUCAGCAGUCAGCAGUUACCUCAGUCACUGUGGGAAGAAGUCAGCAGUCAGCAAGAACAAAGGCCACGGUUGCAAGAAGUCAGCACUCAGCAAAUAUUCCAUCCACAAUCAGAAGUCAGCAGUCAGCAACCAGUCCCACCACAGUUAGUGCAAAGAGUCAGCAGUCAGCAGGCAGUCCAACAAUGGGAGGAAGUCAGCAGUCAGCAAGAAGCAAGGCCACGCUUACAAGAAGUCAGCACUCAGCAAAUAUAUCAGCCACAAUUGGGACAAAUCAGCAGUCAGCAAGCAGUUCCAUCACAGUUAGUGCAAAGAGUCAGCAGUCAGCAGGCAGUCCAACCACAAUGGGAGGAAGUCAGCAGUCAGCAAGAAGCAAGACCUCGAUUACAAGAAGUCAGCACUCAGCAAAUAUACCAGCCACAAUUUGGACAAGUCAGUAGUCAGCAAGAGAUUCAGCCUCUGCAGUUAUCGCAAGAAGUCAGCAGUCAGCAACCAGCUCAGCGUGUAGGAGAGGUCAGCAGUCAGCAGGCAGUUCAGCAUCAAGUAAUACCGGAAGUCAGCAGUCAGCAGAUAUUCCAGCCACAAUUACGACAACUCAGCACUGAGGAACUAGAGGAGUGUCAGCAGAGAGUCAGCAGUCAGCAAGUGAUUCAGCCUUUACAUACACCACAAGAAGUCAGCAGUCAGCAACCAGCUCAACAAGUGGGAGAAGUCAGCAGUCAGUCAGCAGUACAACACCAAGUAGUGCCUGAAGUCAGCAGUCAGCAACCACAGUCAGUGCAAGAAGUCAGCAGUGAGGAGACAGCGCAACCAUUAUCAGCACGUGAAAUCAGCAGUCAGCAGGCAGGUCAGCCGCAACAACCGCAGGAAGUCAGCACUCAGCAGCGACCUCAGCCACAACCUGCGCAAGAAGUCAGCAGUCAGCGGGAAAAGCAACCUCAGAAACAGCAUAAAGUCAGCACUCAGCUGGGACGUCAGCACUCACGAAGUCGAAGCCGAAAAGCAAUCCGGGUAAAAGUCGUUGAAGAAGUCAGCACUCAGCAAGAAACGGCACCAGUAGUCAGCAGUCAGCAGAUCUUACACCCACAAGCACAUGAAGUCAGCAGUCAGCAGGAAUCAGACGCUGAGUUCAGACAAAUCGGCAGUCAGCAGGCACUACAAACACACAUACUGCAGGAAGUCAGCAGUCAGCAAGAACCAGAAGCUGACGUCAGAGAAAUCAGCAGUCAGCAGGAACCACAAUCUCAGACAAUGCAAGAUGUCAGCAGUCAGCAAGUGUCAGGACGAAAAGGUUUGGGAGUCAGCCAUUUGAGAUCAGUUCCAGUAAGAGAAGUCAGCAGGCAGCCGUUACCACAGCAUCCUGAAGUCAGCACUGCCCAGGCACUGCUAACUCAACAAGGAAGGGAGAGUACAGACACCCCCCAAAUGCUGACGCGUGCUGACAGUGAGGAUAGAGCUAUACCAGGAGUGCUGACGCUGUCCCAUCCCGAAGUCAGCACUCAGGAGCAGGUGCUGACAGAUGCUGCCCCGGAACUCCAACACAGUCAGCCGGAAACGGUCCAACCUGUGGUGAGAGUCAGCAGUCAGCAAACAGAGACAGGUCAGCCCACGGAGGAGGUCAGCACCCGUCAGCCCACCGUGGAACAUGCAUGGUCCAACAUCCCAAGUCAGCAGAGAUUACAGACUGGCACAUUGGGGCAAGUCAGCAGUCAUCAGCACUUCUCCCGGGCAAGACUGGUGGAGGGGGUCAGCCGUCAGCAGGCAAUGGAGGCUGAGGAGAUGGAGGAAGUCAGCACUCAGCACUUACAACCUGGACUACUCGAGGUUGGUAGUACUGACUCAGCAACUCAGCAAAUCACCCUACGAGAGACCCUACGGAGUCAGCAGGAAUUUGAAUACGAAAUGGGAGCCUCAGCAUCUUCAGCACAGCAGGAGACCACAUCAGGGGAGGCUGGGGUGCUGACGAUACCAACUCAGCAAGGGGACCAGGAGUACCAACCCCCAAUGACGGCUUUGCUUCCACUAGGUCCACCAACUGCGGUCCUUGGGGUGGCAACUCUACUCACCCCACAGAGUUCCACCGACGAAGGAAGCUCCCCAACCACCCAGGACUCCCUCACACCGCCUAGCUCCGUGGACAGCAGCCUCGCACUAACCUCCCUCACGCCACAGAGCUCAGUGGAGGACGCCCUUGCCGCCCACGCUGCCCCACUGCGGAAACAGACUUCUCCCCCAGCGGUACAGGUUCUGGCCGCUACGCAGGGUCCUUCGCGGGUUCUGUCGGGUACGCCAUCCAGUCUUCAGGCGUCAGGUGCACCCAUGACGGCGCCUACGAGACCGCUCCUACUCAUGAAGACCUCAGCAGUAAGUGUGGCAGAGGAGGAUACUGAGAAAUUUGUUCAAGCAUCGAAGUCAAAUGUCCCCGUUGAUUCCAGGGUUCCGGAGGCUGCCUGGAAGUGCCCCCUGCCUGCUCCCGUGCCCCAGACCAUGCCACAGCGCCCCCCGCCCCCCUUCGACGCCCCCCAGACCACCUCCCAGGCCGCCCCCUUCGCUCCAGUCAUCUGCAUCCAUGAAGUUCAGGAUGCCCCCGAGUGGAGUCCUACAGAGGUCAAGGAUUUGGUUCUGCCGGAGGUCAGGGAUGUGAAGGCCUUGGUGAAUAUCCAGGCCGCCACGUCACCCUUGCAGCCUACCCAGACCUAUACAUCCUUCAUGCAGGCUGUCCCAGUGUCCUGCAAACCUCUACAGGCUAAAUCCGUCCUUCCCUCACUAACGCAGGAUGUUCCCACCGCAGGCUUAUUACAGGCUUUGCAGACCACUGGAACUCCUCUGCAGGCCGUUCCGGAGUCCUACAAAACCGUACAGGCUGAAUCCGUCCUUCCUACACUAGCGCAUCCGUCCGGACAGGCUGUGCAGGCUACCGUGUCAUCUGUACAGGCUCUUCCGACCUACACAUCCUCCCUACAGUCUGUUCCUACCCCAGAAUCGUCCAUACAGGCUGUGCAGGUUCAACCAUCUACCCCACAGGCCACAGCCACAGCUCCGUCCAUGCAGGCUGUGACAUUGCCCACUCUGCAGGCUGCCACGGCAUCCUGUCAACCCGUGCAGGCUGUCUCCACCCUUCCCCAACCCCAGCAGGUCAUCCCAAUCUCAGCUUUUUCAGGCUAUCCCAAAAUCCCUGGAGUUGACCCCUUGACCUUUGACCCCUUCCUCGAGACUUCACCUUUAGCCACCUCCACCCCAGUUGACCUUCCUUCCACAGGUCCCCCAGCCUCCCCAGUGCCUACCACAGCCCCAUCCUUCACCCCAGGGGAAGCUAAGGACCCCAGAGUAUCCGGUAGGCCCCCCAGGGUAGGCAGGGGUUUUGGCGGAGCGAGAUGCGUGAGGGUGCGGGACAUGUCAGCGGCGAUGCUCUUCCCCAGUAGGAGUUUGAGCCUUGGGGAGGAAGGGAAGGAAGGGGAGGAAGGGGAGAUGGGGAGGGAAGGGGAAGGGAAAGGGAGGAUGCGAGCUGGGGGGAGCUUCGAUGAUACUUAUAUACCAGUGUGCUCUUCCUCCACCUCCUCUGUUUCUCUCUCUUCCACACACCUGCUGCCCACACCUCCCUCCACCACCACACAGGACCCACACGCCCCCCCGCAGCGCCCCACACCCGCCACACACCUGCAGCCCACACCUCCCUCCACCACCACACAGGACCCACACGCCCCCCCGCAGCGCCCCACACCCGCCACACACCUGCAGCCCACACCUCCCACCACCACCACACAGGACCCACACGCCCCCCCGCAGCGCCCCACACCCCCCACACACCUGCAGCCCCUC
Eriocheir sinensis (Chinese mitten crab) is the source of this 18423-nucleotide messenger RNA. Its product is annotated as mucin-17-like. Lineage: Eukaryota; Metazoa; Arthropoda; Malacostraca; Decapoda; Varunidae. The record is from RefSeq and is a predicted model, not a curated record. The transcript is spliced from 2 exons. The annotation marks the transcript as partial.